Recurvomyces mirabilis is the source of this 1371-nucleotide messenger RNA. RefSeq names its product Cysteine synthase 2 (gene cys12). Bases 1 to 1371 code for a protein of 456 amino acids. Gene Ontology annotation, cellular component: cytoplasm. NCBI's taxonomy places the organism in Eukaryota, Fungi, Ascomycota, Dothideomycetes, Mycosphaerellales, Teratosphaeriaceae. The transcript has 2 exons. The record is from RefSeq and is a predicted model, not a curated record.
AUGGGUAUCUUCUCCGACUCCUUCACCUCAAUAUGGACCCGCAUACUCGAUAACAAAGGCAAAGUCACUUCGACUGGUGGUUUCCUGCUCGGUAUAUUGCUCACUCUUACCUUCAAGGACCUCUACCCGGACCUCGAAGCAUCUUAUCUGCGUCGCUUGAGACAGCUUCGUGGCAAGAACAUCCCAUACCCUCCGCCUGGCCACCCAGAUUUCGUCCAUCUGGAAGACCAUACCAAGGAUAAGUCACACGUCAUAGCUGACAAGGACGACAGUCGAAGGACUCGCGAUUUGGAUGGCGGAAAAAUCGCCGUAGGCAUCGAAGGUCUCAUUGGCAACACGCCACUGAUCAAGCUCAAGUUUUUAAGCGAUGCCACAGGCUGCGAGAUUUUGGCCAAAGCCGAACUUCUCAAUGGUGCUGGGAACUCGCCGAAAGAUCGAGUGGCUUUGUCGAUGAUCAAGUUGGCUGAGGAGGAGGGUCUGCUCGUGCCUGACAGAGGCGACACCAUCUACGAGGGGACGGUCGGCUCUACCGGUAUCUCGCUAGCUGCGGUAUGCAGAGCACGGGGAUAUAAAGCUUAUAUCUGCAUGCCCAACGACCAGGCAGCUGAGAAAUCGGAUCUACUUCUGAAGCUCGGCGCAACUGUUGAACGAGUGAAGCCAGCUUCGAUAGUAGACCAAGAGCAAUUCGUCAAUCUUGCGCGACGACGUGCACAAGAGCACACCGACGACCCUGACCGACCCGGACGAGGCUUCUUCGCAGAUCAAUUCGAGAACACCGCAAACUACAUGGCUCACCAAAACACCACUGGCCCAGAAAUCUACGCCCAGACCAAUGGGCGUGUAGAUGCUUUCGUCGCGGGAGCCGGGACAGGUGGAACCAUUUCUGGAGUCGCACUAGCACUGAAACCUCUCAUGCCCGAUAUGCAGGUCAUCCUGGCUGAUCCGCAAGGUUCAGGGCUCUACAAUAAGAUCAAGUAUGGUGUUAUGUUCUCCUCGACCGAAGCAGAGGGCACAAGACGUCGCCACCAGGUGGACAGCAUUGUCGAAGGCAUCGGCAUCAAUCGAGUGACGCAGAACUUCUCGGCUGGGAUGGAGUUGAUCGACGAUGCGGUCAAAGUUACUGACGAGCAAGCUAUGAAAAUGGCUCGCUGGCUAGUGGAGAAAGAAGGGUUGUUCGUCGGUGCUAGCAGUGCUGUGAAUUGUGUCGCUGCUGCAGUAACUGCUCGUAGCAUGGGGAAGGGUGAACGUGUUGUAACUGUGCUUUGUGAUAGUGGGACUCGUCAUCUGAGCAAGUUCUGGAAGGAGGCUGGCAAUAUCGGAGAUGCGGACGUCGAGUAUACCCUUGACGAUAUACUUGGUGCUCAAACAUAG